CUCUCUCAAUAUUAUGUCAUGAAAGGAAGAACAAGAAUGGGAGUGUUCUUAAGAGAGAAAUAAGAAAUGAUAUGGAAAUAGAAUGGAUUGUCCCUUGGCAUGCAACGUCUAUUUAGAGUUAUGUAUCAAACAAUACUUCCUUUUGAAACAAAAGUAUUUCACCAAGCAAAGUUUAUGAAUCAAAGUAAUGUUUCACCAAGCAAAGCUUACAAAUUAAGGUAAUGUUUCACCAAGCAAAGCUUAUGAAUCAAAGUAAUGAUUCAUCAAACAAAACUAUAGAAGUAUGUAGUAUAUACAAAUCUAGGUCUAUAUACAAAUCUAGGUUGCCUAUAUCUGACUCAACCCAAACCCUUUGUAGGUGUGGCAACCAUGUAAUGCAUAUGGGUAAUUAAAUAAUGUUGUUUUUUAUUGCUCCAAGGAAAAAGUUCCAAUCUAAUUGCUUGGGAUUAAAAUGAUUCCCUUAUAUCAACUAUAGAAGUAAAAGUAAUCUCUUACUUUGGAAAAAGUAAUGUCUUACUUUGGAACCUUUAUUUGUUAAUGCCUUCCCUCUUUUUUAAUAAAGCUUGGAACUUUUCCUUUCUACAUCAUACAUUUUUAAGCUAUAGGCAAGACAAAAGCAAUUUAACAAGGAUGGAAACUGUAAAAAGACUAAUGAUGGAUGCAGAGUAUUUGAAGGAAAUUGAAGAAGCGCGUAGAGACCUCCGUGCUCUUAUCUCUUCAAAGCAAUGUGCUCCUAUCAUGCUUCGUCUAGCAUGGCAUGAUGCUGGAACUUAUGAUGUAAGGACAAAGACAGGGGGUCCCAAUGGUUCAAUAAGAAAUGAACAUGAGUUGAAGCACACUGCUAAUAACGGUCUCAAAAUCGCUGUUGAUCUUUGUGAAGAAAUAAAGGCGAAAAACCAAAAGAUCACUUAUGCAGACCUUUAUCAGCUUGCUGGUAUUAUUGCAGUUGAAGUCACGGGGGGCCCAACCAUCGACUUUGUCCCAGGUCGUAUGGAUUCUACUAAAUCUCCAGAUGAAGGACGACUUCCAGACGCAACUCAAGGAGCUGAACAUUUAAGAGAAAUAUUUUACAGAAUGGGCCUUUCUGACAAGGACAUUGUCGCACUUUCGGGUGGCCACACUCUGGGUAAAGCACAUAGGGACAGAUCAGGUUUUGAAGGCUCGUGGACUAAAGACCCAUUGAAGUUCGACAAUUCUUACUUUGUAGAAUUGCUGAAAGGUGGACAAAGAGGGUUAUUACAACUUCCGACAGAUAAAGCACUUGUUGCGGAUCCAAAAUUUCGUCGCUAUGUUAAGCUAUAUGCUAAGAAUGAAGAAGCUUUCUUCAAAGAUUAUGCAGAAUCACACAAGAAGCUGUCAGAGUUGGGAUUCAGAGCACCCUCCUCUUGUUUAAAGAAUUUUACCAAGCCUACAUUAGGAAUUGCAAUUACUCUAACUAUAGUUAUAUUAAGUUACUUAUAUGAGCUUCAUAAAUGAUUUGGACAUAAAAUGCAUAAGAAAAACUUUCAAAUCCUAAUGUAAAUCAAUUAAUAAAGGAAGUUUCUUUAGUCAUGUCUAAAUUUCUUGCUACUCCUAUUACUCAAUAACCCUCCUAAUGAUUAUGAAUCGUAAUACCUAUUAUUUUGGCAAAUCUAACAAAUACGAAUUAACUAGCUUAAUGCU
Messenger RNA from Amaranthus tricolor (Joseph's coat), 1662 nucleotides. RefSeq names its product L-ascorbate peroxidase 3-like. The coding region runs from base 538 to 1476 and encodes 312 amino acids. The transcript has 9 exons. Lineage: Eukaryota; Viridiplantae; Streptophyta; Magnoliopsida; Caryophyllales; Amaranthaceae. Gene Ontology annotation, biological process: cellular response to oxidative stress; hydrogen peroxide catabolic process; response to reactive oxygen species. Gene Ontology annotation, molecular function: peroxidase activity; heme binding. The record is from RefSeq and is a predicted model, not a curated record.